Messenger RNA from Mesorhabditis spiculigera, 1746 nucleotides. The record is from the annotation of a GenBank genome assembly. Lineage: Eukaryota; Metazoa; Nematoda; Chromadorea; Rhabditida; Rhabditidae.
AUGAGGACGCUCAUCGCCUGGGUCGUUCUGCUGUGCUGCUGCGCGGUGCACGCAGAUGAGCACGACCACAUGUACGAAGCGAACGAGGAGGUGGUGCUGUGGAUGAACACGGUCGGGCCCUACAGCAACCGCCAGGAAACGUACACAUACUUCUCGUUGCCGUUCUGCCGUGGUCCCAAGGAAACCAUCGGUCAUUACCACGAAACGAUGGGCGAAUCAUUGCUCGGCGUCGAGCUCGACUUCUCCGGGCUGGAAAUCAAGUACAGAACGGAAGUCACCAAGAACGUCUACUGCAAAAAGACGCUCACCACCGAGGAGUACAAGACCUUCGUCUAUGCAGUCAAGAACCAGUACGCCUACCAGAUGUACCUCGACGAUAUGCCAAUCUGGGGCAUGGUCGGUGAAGUUGACAACAAGGUCAACCCACCCGCCUUCAAGAUCUUCACCCACAAGAAGCUCGAAAUUGGAUACAACGGAAAACAGAUUGUUGAUGUGAACCUCACCACCGAUGGCCGGGUCGAGCUGCGCCCAAAUGCCCUUCUCGAGUUCAGCUACGAAGUCACAUGGACGAAGAGCGACGUGAAGUUCCAGGAUCGAUUCGACAAGUUCUUGGACCCGUCCUUCUUCCAGCACAGGAUUCAUUGGUUCUCCAUUUUCAACUCGUUCAUGAUGGUCGUGUUCCUCGUCGGCCUCGUGUGGAUGAUCCUGAUGCGCACGCUGCGCCGCGAUUACGCCCGUUAUGAGAAGGGCGAGACUGGAGACGAUUUGGAUGCUGACCUUGGCGACGAGUACGGCUGGAAGCAAGUGCACGGUGACGUCUUCCGCCCGCCCGCCCUGCCGAUGGCGUUCGCCUCUCUGAUCGGUUCCGGCUACCACGUGUUUGCCGUCGCCAUCAUCACCACCGUGCUGGCCAUCGUCGGCGAAUUUUAUACCGAGCGUGGAUCCCUGCUUUCCGCCUCGAUCUUCGUGUACGCCGCCUGCGCCCCGAUCAACGGAUACGCCGGAGGCUCGAUGUAUUCGCGUUUCGGAGGCAAGCACUGGAUCCGCCAGAUGCUCUUCGGCGCUUUUCUGCUCCCAUCUGGCGUCUGCGGGCUGGCCUUCCUCAUCAACUUCAUCGCCAUCUACUACCAUGCCUCUCGCGCUAUCCCGUUCACCGUGAUGUUGGCCGUCUCCGCGAUCUGCCUGUUCGUCAUCCUGCCGCUGACACUCGUUGGCACCGUGCUCGGACGCAACAUGGGCGGCCAGGGCGACUACCCGUGCAGGGUCAACGCCGUCCCGCGCCCGAUCCCCGACAAGAAGUGGUUCGUCCAGCCGUGGCUGAUCUGCCUGGCCGGUGGCGUGUUGCCGUUCGGCAGCAUUUUCAUUGAGAUGUACUUCAUUUUCACGUCAUUCUGGGCCUACAAGAUCUACUACGUCUACGGCUUCAUGCUCUUGGUUCUCCUCAUCUUGGCCAUCGUGACGGUGUGCGUGACGAUCGUCUGCACUUACUUCUUGCUCAAUGCCGAGGACUAUAGAUGGCGCUGGACCAGCUUCGCCGCCGGCGCUUCGACCGCCUUCUACGUGUACCUCUACGCGGUGUACUACUUCUUCUUCAAGACCAAGAUGUACGGCCUCUUCCAAACCGUGUUCUACUUCGGCUACAUGGGCCUGUUCGCCUCCGGCCUGGGCCUCAUGUGCGGCACCAUCGGUUACGUCGGCACGGCCAAGUUUGUGCGCAAGAUCUACCAAGAGGUGAACAAGUUCGAC